AUGGACAAAUCUGAGCAAAAAGGGAGUGAUUCUCCCGAAGUUGAGCUGACCAACGAGAGAUUUGACGAUUUAGAUAUCAAUGAAAAGACUAAAAAGGUUUUAAAGGCAAAGGGGUACACUUUUCUCACAAAAGUCCAGAGUAAAGUGCUACCUCUCGCUCUAGAAGGAAAAAAUUUGGUCAUUCAGUCUCCUACUGGCUCCGGAAAGACCCUGUGCUUCCUUCUGCCUGCCGUAAAGUUACUGUUUGAAGAGGGAUAUAGCGGUAAUUUACCGGUAGAUGCUAAUCUUUUGGGCUGUAUUUGUCUGGCGCCAACUCGCGAAUUGGCCAGUCAGAGCGCCAUCCAAAUGAAGGAUCUAGCUACGCCUCUGAAACUUAAUGCCGGUUGUUGUAUAGGCGGGAUUAGGGAUAAAUAUGACAAGAAGAACGCUUCGAGACUUCACAUUUUGACUGGAACUCCUGGACGUAUUCUUGCCCUUUUGAGCUCUCAGGCACUUCCAGACACCGCAAACGUCAAGCUUUUAAUUUUGGACGAAGCGGAUAGGCUGAUAGACAGUGGUUUCCGUAAUACUAUUAUAGACAUUGUUGACAUGUUGCCAACUGGAAUCCAGUUCAUGUUCUUUUCCGCAACUAUAAAGUCUUCUCUGAAGGAUCUGUGUAAUAUCCUGUUGGAUGGAAUAAACUAUGAUUUAGUAUGCUUGGGAGCAGAUGCAGAUUUAGUAGCAGAGGCAAAACUACGCCAAGAAUACCUCACAAUAUCUCAAAGUCUAAAGAUGACAGCGCUCUUUUAUAUUCUCAGCAAGAACCAAAACAAACGUAUAAUUGUAUUUUUGUCCACGUGUAAGCACGUAAGAUUUGUUUAUGAAGUAUUCAAGAGGCUAAUUCCGGCCAUACCAAUGACUGAACUGCACGGGAAACAGAGUCAGAAUAAGCGUAUGGAACAGUUUACUAGAUUUGCUGCCAAACAACAAUUUGGAUGUAUAUUUACUACUGAUGUUGCCGCCAGAGGAAUUGAUUUCCCAUCGGUAGACUGGGUAAUACAGCUGGAUUUACCGGAUUCAGUUAGUACAUAUACACACCGUGUGGGAAGAACAGGGAGGUUGACGAUUGAAGGAGUCAGGAACUUUGGCCGCGCAAUUAUAUUCGUUUCUGAGCACGAAACUGAUUUUGUAGAAAAGGUAAAAGAAAACGGAAUAACGCUACACAACCAGACCAAGCUCAUGGCUCCCUUGAUAUCCAGGAAGGAAACGUAUGUUUUGCGCAAAAUGCAAGCCAUUCUUGCAAAAGAAUCCUGGAUAAAGGAAAUGGCACAAAGAGCCACUAUCGCAUACCUCCGCUAUCUAAAUACAAGACAAGUUGCAAAGCUUACAGGAGACAUUAUAGUGGAGGAACUAAAACAGCUUGCUCUUUCCAUGGGACUACCUAAUCCACCGAAUGUACAAGUUGUGGAGCCAUCUGGACCAAAAAAGUCCAAACUCAACAAACUCAAGGAGAAGAUCAAGAAGCGUGCUCAGGCUGAAGCUCUAUUGGAUUCCGGAGAAGAAGAGGAAGAAGAGAAGUCUGGGCAUAGUAAUGGUGAGAGUGAGGAAGACGAAGAAAACGAGGAGGAAGAAGAUGUGCUGAAAGCCUGUGGAAAUGCAGAUGAGGAUAUUGAAAAGUUCCAAAGUACCUUAAAGAAGGGGGAUAGGGAUCUAAAGGGAGCGCUUACGACGUCCAGAAAGUUCUUGCGUCUAAACAAGCGUGGAGAUGCAAAAAUUAGGGGUGUAAUUACUCACAAAGAAGCUGAAAAACAUCAUACAUUCUUUUCUGAUGACGAAGAUGAGGUUGUGGAUCAGGAAAUGGAGAAUAUCGACACUGAAAAGAGGGAUUAUAUUGAAAAAUUAAGGAAUAAAUUGGCGGAGGCAGUAGAAGAAGACAAGGAGCAUGAGCACGAAAGAUUAGCCGCAAAACGUCAAAAGCACAAGUAA
This is a messenger RNA of Theileria equi strain WA, 1965 nucleotides long. RefSeq names its product DEAD box ATP-dependent RNA helicase family member protein. The transcript has 3 exons. Gene Ontology annotation, cellular component: nucleus. Lineage: Eukaryota; Apicomplexa; Aconoidasida; Piroplasmida; Theileriidae. Gene Ontology annotation, biological process: rRNA processing. Gene Ontology annotation, molecular function: RNA helicase activity; ATP binding; nucleic acid binding. The coding region runs from base 1 to 1965 and encodes 654 amino acids. The record is from RefSeq and is a predicted model, not a curated record.